AUGACGUCCAUAGUAAGAAUCCUCCCUCCCGUGCUUGCCCUACAGGCUGUCUCCUCCGACACUUCGACGUCCUCUGUCUCGCGCAUUGCCUUAUGUCUUGCGCACUAUUGCGACACCCACGGUCCGACGCCCUUGAUGGUCACCGAGGCCCUACCCGUGGGUUGCACAACGUGCUUCGAAGAAGGCUCUGAAUUUACAAAGGAGUUUGGGUCCCGGAGACCUAGCACAAGCACGCGAUCGUUGAACCCCUCGGAUGGUGUGGCCAGGGGAGUUCGCGGCGGCGCAACCAGAACCAAUUCCACCGCAUCCGCAUCUUCGGAUAACAAGGAGAAUGAUAUCGAGCCCACCGGCCUCGGCCUGUCCAGCUCGCAGGCCGUAUACUCCCCAAUCGAGUCGCCGACGCCCCCUGGAAGCCCAAGAGUGGCAGCGCUACAAGGCGGACAGAAUGGGAACCAUCGCAGGCGCGACUCGAGCUUCCGCAAGACGUACGAUGAGAACGACAAACGGAGAGCAAUCCCGUGCGAGAACUGCGCUCUUACUCUGCCGAAGAAAAUGAAGGAGGAUCCCUCUGCAAGUGCAAAGCCUGACAAUAGUAGUCCAACACUGCGAACGCGCAAACCAUACGAACGAGUCUCCGUCCCCAUUGAGGAGCCUUCGCCGCCCAAAUCCGCAUCUGUCUCUGCAACCUCCUCCGAUUCCGAAAACAACCCAAUUACCUCGAAAUCACGCCGCCGCUCCCCCUUCACCCGCGCCGGUACAUCCUCCAGCAGCUCCUCCUUCAGCUCUACGGCCUCCCACGACCACUUCGUAGACUACACCUCCACCCACGAACCCCUAGCACCCACCUCCUUCUCCAUUAUCAGACAAUCCUGCCUACGAACACUCUCCUGCGAGACCCUUCCUCCAUCAUCAUCCACCACGCAAUUCACACACAGCUCUCCUACCUCUCCAUUCAUCAACAGCCCGUUUUCCUCCGGCCCCUCGUCCUCAACGACCACCACCUCGUCAGGAGGCCCAAUAUUCUUUGGCGACCCUUUAGCGGGCUACACAACCGCGUACAUCUUCCGGAUCCCCGACCCGAAUGCGCGGGGGAGGCGCCGUGUUUACGCUCUCAUGGCACUAACAACGCACCGGGAGCGCCUUGCCAUGCAGACGUUCUCCUUCCUCUCCGUCGCUUUCCGCGAUCUUGCAUCCUGGAUCCAGGGCCUCGCUGAAUCGGAACUCGAGCGUUCAGAAGCAGCGAGCUCUCCGCGCGGCACAGCGAACGGUGAUACCGGAAGUGGACGGGGUAGUGGUGGUACGCCUACGAGUUCGUUCCUACAAGGCAGGAACCGAGGUGUAGAUGGGAAGUUUGCGGGAAUGAGUUUGAGAGCUAGGGGAUUGGCGGAACUAGUCGGCUUACCAGACUUUUUUAUCGAGUUGCAUGCGAGAUCUUGUGGCGUCUGGGAUCAGGACUGCGAGUCAGCUUGGAAGGCACACCCCUCUCUCCUCUUUCCAACUGAACAGAAUACAACGAAAGCACAAGGAACACGAAAACGGGACAACGAAAACGAAAACGAGAAGCAAACGACAAAACCCAAAACUGUACACGAGGCGCAAGGCACCGGGGGGGAUCAUCAAUUCAGCGGUUAA
This is a messenger RNA of Venustampulla echinocandica, 1632 nucleotides long. RefSeq lists its product as uncharacterized. NCBI's taxonomy places the organism in Eukaryota, Fungi, Ascomycota, Leotiomycetes, Helotiales, Pleuroascaceae. The record is from RefSeq and is a predicted model, not a curated record. Gene Ontology annotation, biological process: positive regulation of GTPase activity; positive regulation of TORC1 signaling. Gene Ontology annotation, cellular component: cytosol. Bases 1 to 1632 code for a protein of 543 amino acids. Gene Ontology annotation, molecular function: GTPase activator activity. The transcript has 3 exons.